GUUCCAUUGUCUCCCUCAGUGCUCCUUCGCCCAUCGCACUGACUGGCUUCUCUCCUCCUUUCCUCCUCCGGCAGUUCUCCUCUCUCCUCCGGGAAAAAAAGACACACUCGCCGCGGUCGUCUGCUGCUUUACCGAGCACUUUAAGGCAACACUCGCGUCUGCCCUGCUGCUCCAAGCAGAAAAGAAAAACAGCCGUUCCUUCUCCUUCUCGGCAAGAGACGCCAUGGGGAAACAGAACAGCAAGCUGGCCCCUGAGAUGCUGGAGGACCUGGUGAAGAACACAGAGUUUAACGAGCACGAGCUCAAGCAAUGGUACAAAGGCUUUCUAAAGGACUGCCCCAGUGGCCGUCUCAACCUGGACGAGUUCCAGCAGCUCUACGUAAAGUUUUUCCCCUAUGGUGAUGCAUCAAAGUUUGCCCAGCACGCCUUCCGGACCUUCGACAAGAAUGGAGAUGGAACCAUCGACUUCAGGGAGUUCAUCUGCGCCCUGUCCAUCACAUCGCGAGGCAGCUUCGAACAGAAACUCAACUGGGCCUUCAACAUGUACGAUCUGGAUGGAGAUGGCAAGAUCACACGAGUGGAGAUGCUGGAGAUCAUUGAAGCGAUUUACAAGAUGGUGGGCACCGUGAUCAUGAUGAAGAUGAACGAGGACGGUCUGACGCCCGAGCAGCGGGUCGACAAAAUCUUCAGCAAGAUGGAUAAGAACAACGACGACCAGAUCACGUUGGAGGAGUUCAAAGAGGCAGCAAAGAGUGACCCGUCCAUUGUAUUACUGCUGCAGUGCGACCUGCAAAAAUGAGGCCGGCGUCUGGGGGAACGCCACAGGACUGCACAGAAGAUUAAUGUUCCAUUCAGUUUGCAGCUAUUUCCACUGAUAAAAAAAAAUUGCUUGGACUACCUUUCAAUGGAUCCGCUUCCUGUGUUUGAAACACUUGUGUGCAUGAGAAUGUUCUUUGCUAACAAGUUUUACACAUGCACGCACACAAACACACACAUAUACAGACACUACAAGCUCAUACACACAUACAGAACAUGUCACGCACAAAUAGAGUUAUACAAAUAUAAAUAU
Messenger RNA from Colossoma macropomum (tambaqui), 1069 nucleotides. RefSeq names its product visinin-like 1a (gene vsnl1a). The record is from RefSeq and is a predicted model, not a curated record. The coding region runs from base 224 to 799 and encodes 191 amino acids. Lineage: Eukaryota; Metazoa; Chordata; Actinopteri; Characiformes; Serrasalmidae. Gene Ontology annotation, molecular function: calcium ion binding. The transcript has 4 exons.